This is a messenger RNA of Balaenoptera ricei (Rice's whale), 5440 nucleotides long. It is a transcript of the gene CASR, whose product is annotated as calcium sensing receptor. Bases 722 to 3967 code for a protein of 1081 amino acids. The transcript is spliced from 8 exons. NCBI's taxonomy places the organism in Eukaryota, Metazoa, Chordata, Mammalia, Artiodactyla, Balaenopteridae. Gene Ontology annotation, biological process: intracellular calcium ion homeostasis; regulation of calcium ion transport; G protein-coupled receptor signaling pathway. Gene Ontology annotation, molecular function: calcium ion binding; G protein-coupled receptor activity. Gene Ontology annotation, cellular component: membrane. The record is from RefSeq and is a predicted model, not a curated record.
AUUUGUAUUUAUUUUACCGUGACUUUCUGGCCUUUUAUCGGAAAAAAAAAGUUUCCCACUCUUAGCACAGAGCACAGAGAACGCUGGAGGAGUCGUAGGCCCCCAACCUCUUAAGCCUCUUUCCAUCUCCAAGGAGGAGGAGGAAAGUGGGGGUCUCUCCAACCUCGGGAGCAGGAUCUGGGGUCCGGGACCUCCCAGCGCGGCACCGGAAAGAACAGGAGAGGACGCGAGCGCGGGGCCCGCCGCCCCGAGAACCAGACCCGACGCGUGGCCCUCGGCGCCUGGCUCCAGCGGAGUCAGCUCAGCACGACCUGGGAAGCCGCACAGCCAGCCCCGCGGCGGAUGUGGGCAUGGACGCGCAGGCGGAAAGGCCGGCUGGCUGCUGACGGCGGAGAAAGGAGCCCGCGUCCGGGGACAGCCCUUCUCUCCCUGCACGGCGCCCCUGGCCGCAGGACGGUGGCUGAGCCCUCAGGAGAUGGGCGAAAGUACUACAGGCGGUCUCUAAAUGAUGUGGUUUCUGAAGACUCAAGAACCACCUACCUCACUAGUCUGCAAUGGAGAGGGCAGAAGUGGAAACUCAAACACCACAGUUCCAUUCUGUUACUAAUUCUGUAGACAUGUGCCUCCACCGCAGGGAGUAAGUCGCACCAAGGGGGAAAGUUCUCAGGGGCCCCCAGACCACCAGCACCCUUGUCCCUCCCCCUGGAGAGAAAGCAGAACUAUGGCAUUUUAUAGCUGCUGUUGGAUCUUCUUGGCUUUUACCUGGUGCACUUCUGCCUAUGGGCCUGACCAGCGAGCCCAGAAGAAAGGGGACAUUAUCCUUGGGGGGCUCUUUCCUAUUCAUUUUGGAGUAGCAGCCAAAGAUCAAGAUCUAAAGUCGAGGCCGGAGUCUGUGGAAUGUAUCAGGUAUAAUUUCCGAGGAUUUCGCUGGCUACAAGCUAUGAUAUUUGCCAUAGAGGAAAUAAACAGCAGCCCGGCCCUUCUUCCCAACAUGACCCUGGGAUACAGGAUAUUCGACACUUGCAACACUGUUUCUAAAGCCCUGGAAGCCACCCUGAGUUUUGUGGCCCAGAACAAAAUCGAUUCUUUGAACCUUGAUGAGUUCUGCAACUGCUCAGAGCACAUCCCCUCUACUAUCGCAGUGGUGGGAGCAACUGGCUCAGGCAUCUCCACAGCGGUGGCAAACCUGCUGGGGCUCUUCUACAUCCCCCAGGUCAGCUAUGCCUCUUCCAGCAGACUCCUCAGCAACAAAAAUCAGUUCAAGUCCUUCCUCCGUACCAUCCCCAAUGAUGAACACCAGGCCACCGCCAUGGCUGACAUCAUCGAGUACUUCCGCUGGAACUGGGUGGGCACAAUUGCAGCUGAUGAUGACUAUGGUCGGCCAGGGAUCGAGAAGUUCCGAGAGGAAGCUGAGGAGAGGGACAUCUGCAUCGACUUCAGCGAACUCAUCUCCCAGUACUCUGAUGAGGAAGAGAUCCAGCAAGUGGUGGAGGUGAUCCAGAAUUCCACAGCCAAAGUCAUCGUCGUCUUCUCCAGUGGCCCAGACCUGGAACCCCUCAUCAAGGAAAUCGUCCGACGAAAUAUCACGGGUAGGAUCUGGCUGGCCAGCGAGGCCUGGGCCAGCUCUUCCUUGAUCGCCAUGCCUGAAUACUUCCAUGUGGUCGGAGGCACCAUUGGAUUCGCUUUGAAGGCUGGGCAGAUCCCAGGUUUCCGGGAAUUCCUACAGAAAGUCCAUCCCAGGAAGUCUGUCCACAACGGUUUUGCCAAGGAGUUUUGGGAAGAAACAUUUAACUGCCACCUCCAAGAAGGUGCUAAAGGACCAUUACCCGUGGACACCUUCCUGAGAGGUCACGAAGAAGGUGGUGGCAGGAUAAGCAACAGCUCUACUGCCUUCCGACCUCUCUGUACAGGGGAUGAGAACAUCAGUAGUGUCGAGACCCCUUACAUGGAUUAUACACAUUUACGGAUAUCCUACAAUGUCUAUUUAGCUGUCUACUCCAUUGCUCAUGCCCUGCAAGAUAUAUACACCUGCAUACCCGGGAGAGGGCUCUUCACCAACGGUUCCUGUGCAGAUAUCAAGAAGGUUGAAGCUUGGCAGGUCCUGAAGCACCUACGGCACCUAAACUUUACCAACAAUAUGGGGGAGCAGGUAACUUUCGAUGAAUGUGGAGACCUGGCAGGGAACUAUUCCAUCAUCAAUUGGCACCUCUCCCCAGAGGACGGCUCCAUAGUGUUUAAGGAAGUUGGAUAUUACAACGUCUAUGCCAAGAAAGGAGAAAGGCUCUUCAUCAAUGAGGAGAAAAUCCUGUGGAGUGGAUUCUCAAGGGAGGUGCCUUUCUCCAACUGCAGCCGAGACUGCCUGGCAGGGACCAGGAAAGGAAUCAUUGAGGGAGAACCCACCUGCUGCUUUGAGUGCGUGGAGUGUCCCGAUGGGGAGUAUAGUGAUGAGACAGACGCGAGUGCCUGUGACAAGUGCCCUGAUGACUUCUGGUCCAAUGAGAACCACACUUCCUGCAUUGCCAAGGAGAUUGAGUUUCUGUCCUGGACUGAGCCCUUUGGGAUCGCACUCACCCUCUUUGCUGUGCUGGGCAUUUUCCUCACUGCCUUCGUGCUGGGCGUCUUCAUCAAGUUCCGCAACACGCCCAUUGUCAAGGCCACCAACCGAGAGCUCUCCUACCUCCUCCUCUUCUCCCUGCUCUGCUGUUUCUCCAGCUCCCUGUUCUUCAUUGGGGAGCCCCAGGACUGGACCUGUCGCCUGCGCCAGCCGGCCUUUGGUAUCAGCUUCGUGCUCUGCAUCUCGUGCAUCCUGGUGAAAACCAACCGCGUCCUCCUGGUGUUUGAGGCCAAGAUUCCCACCAGCUUCCACCGCAAGUGGUGGGGGCUCAACCUGCAGUUCCUGCUGGUCUUCCUCUGCACCUUCAUGCAGAUCGUCAUCUGUGCCAUCUGGCUCAACACCGCGCCCCCCUCGAGCUACCGCAACCACGAGCUGGAGGAUGAGAUCAUCUUCAUCACCUGCCACGAGGGCUCGCUCAUGGCACUGGGCUUCCUGAUCGGCUACACCUGCCUGCUGGCUGCCAUCUGCUUCUUCUUCGCCUUCAAGUCCAGGAAGCUGCCGGAGAACUUCAACGAAGCCAAGUUCAUCACCUUCAGCAUGCUCAUCUUCUUCAUCGUCUGGAUCUCGUUCAUUCCCGCCUACGCCAGCACCUACGGCAAGUUUGUCUCUGCCGUGGAGGUGAUCGCUAUCCUGGCGGCCAGCUUUGGCUUGCUGGCCUGCAUCUUCUUCAACAAGGUCUACAUCAUCCUCUUCAAGCCGUCCCGUAACACCAUCGAGGAGGUGCGCUGCAGCACCGCGGCUCACGCCUUCAAGGUGGCGGCCCGCGCCACGCUGCGCCGCAGCAAUGUCUCCCGCCAGCGGUCCAGCAGCCUUGGGGGCUCCACGGGAUCCACCCCCCCCUCCUCCAUCAGCAGCAAGAGCAACAGCGAGGACCCCUUCCCGCAGCCCGAGAGGCAGAAGCAGCAGCAGCCGCUGGCCCUGACCCAGUGCGCGCAGCAGCCGCAGCCGCGGCCGCCCUCGACCCUGCAGCUGCAGCAGCAAUCGCAGCAGCAGCCCAGAUGCAAGCAGAAGGUCAUUUUCGGCAGUGGCACAGUCACCUUCUCGCUGAGCUUUGACGAGCCUCAGAAGAGUGCCAUGGCUCACAGGAAUUCCACGCACCAGAACUCCCUGGAGGCCCAGAAGAACAACGACGCCCUGACCAGGCACCAGGCGUUACUCCCGCUGCAGUGCGGGGAGACAGACUCGGAACUGACCGCCCAGGAGACAGACCUGCAGGGGCCAGUGGGUGGGGACCACCAGCCAGAGACGGAGGGCCCGGAAGAGAUGUCCCCAGCACUUGUAGUGUCUAAUUCACGGAGCUUUGUCAUCAGCGGGGGAGGCAGCACCGUCACAGAAAACAUGCUGCGUUCCUAAAACGGAAGGAGAAGGCCAGUCCAGGCGGAAUUCCGGAGAGGUUUCCUGGGAUCACGGUCUCCGACAGGGAUGAGGAAUCGCCCCAGACUCCUUUCCUCCAGGAAGGAGGAAUGAGACACCCCAAAUGCCUGGAACUUAGUUGCACUGCCACAAACGACAGUGAAUUGACUAAUGUUCCCUUUAAAAUUAAAAAGAGGAGAGCUGUGUGCUUCUGUGGUUGGAUUUGUCAGAGCGCUGAGAUCCCCGUAGUCAGGUUCGCUGUUCAUGUCCCUGCCUCUGUUCUCCUCCUCUGUUCUAUCCCGCUCAACAGCCCAGAGAUGAAACCAAGGCUUUAAACUACCCACCUACUCCCCUCUGUUUUUUGGGUUUUGGUUUUUGGUUUUAAUAUUGAAAUGUCUGUCCUGAACUUUGCAGACAGCCUGGUCCAGAGACAAAAGUGUGCAGAGUGACAGAACAUCAGAUUGACCACCACUAGAGUUGAGUCUGAAAGACAGAAUGUCACCAGCACUGCCCAACACCUUGACGAUGGAAAGAACUUGAAAUGUCCAAAACUGUAAGGUGAAUGUGUCCCCUCCUAUUUAUGAAAACCAUAAAAUAUUUAGACUCUUACUUGCUGCUGCUAUCAUGUGACAUCGAGAAGGUUAGCACCCCUCCUGUACCAGGACAUCUGGUUUUGUCCAGAAUGGGUUAGUGAUGUUAUGUUUAGAUUCCAUGAUCACAAGAAUCACCUCAGAUUGUUGGGAAGGGACUGCAUGAAUCCAAUGAGCUGUAGCUGUAAUUAAUAUUGCCAUAUGUAGCUUUAUCCUUAAGAAAAUGCUUCUGUUGUUAAUAGUCCGUGGACAAUAUAAACUGGGAAAAAAUGCCCCAGUCUGGUUUAUAUAAGGCAGUAUUAUUGAGCUCCAUUUUCCUUGCCCAUCCCACCACCCGCACCCCCAUGAGCUAAGCCCUAUGUGAGUCCUUUCAGGGCCCCAGGGAUCCAGAAGCUCCCUGCUUCCCUGCCCCAAAGGCUUCCUGAAGCCAAAUCCAUGCCUUCCCCUGUGAAGAAUAAGCUCCCAGGUCACUGGCCUCCUACCAGUUGCUGGGGUAAGAAAAAGUGAUUCUGAGAGAGCUCUCAUGGGGUAUUACCCUGGCACUCUACCCUCCAAAUGCCGUACCUACGUUCCCUCCAGCAGUGGGAGUCUGCCCACGGGGAGUUACAGGAUUGAAUGUUGAACGGCACGCUGCUGAACAGUCAGGCUCCGGAGCUAGAGAGACCUGGGUUCAAGCACUGGGUUGGUCACUGACAAGUUGCGUGACCAUAGGCAGGGAACCUUGACCUCACUCAGCCCCAGCUUCUUUGUGUCUAAAAUGGGGGUAAUAAUCAUUCUUUUCCCUCAGAGCUCUUAUGUGGAUUAAACGAGAUAAAUGUAUGUAAAGUACUUUAGCAUGGUGCCUAGCCCAUAAUAAGCAGUCAAUAAAUAUUAGUUAAUAUUA